AUGUGGAGCGUUAUUCGUCGGCAUCAGGGCCUCGCACCCAACAAAUCACCGGUGCGCCAUGAUAGUCCAUACAGCGCGCAUCAGCACUGUAUUCAGCUCCAUGCAGUGCGGCCUGAUGUCCCGUACAUGAGCCCCACUGCCUUCAGCAAAGCCUACGGUGAGUUUCUAUACGUCAAGAUCCGCCGGUGGCUGCUUGACGAGCGCAUCGAUGUGCGCCUGCAGGCGGUGGAGCAUCUCGUGGAGCUCUACAAGGAGAAGCGUGAGCACUGCGUGCAAAGCCUCGCGUAUGACAUGCUGCCCAUCCUUCUCUCGACCCUUGAGAAGGACGAAAGUACCGCCUUGCGUGAGCGGGCUGGAAUGGCACUAGAGCUACUCGUGCGCGAGCUCCAGACUCAACGUCUGUUGCUCAAAGGAGAUUUCACCGAAGACGCACCCUUUUCCCUAUCUGCAGGGAAGCAGACGUCGCCGCUGCCACAUCUUGGAGCUAUUCUCGCUUCUCUGCGGGAUGAGAGGGAUGAAGUGGUUGUUGCGGGUCUUCGGGUUGUUUUGGCGUGCCAUAUGUGGCAAAACUCAUUCGCGGUGACUGCUGCGUUGGUGCAAGGGGGGCUCAUUUCUGUGCUGAUUGGCCUCACUCAAUCGACAAACAUCUCCGCGCAGACUUUGGCCUGCUCUGCGAUGCGGCAGGUUUUUCAGGUCAAGGAGGCGCACGUGGAGUUCCUCAAGCUCGGCGGUGUGGUAGCGCUCACUGAGGCAAUCGCCAACACCGAUGCGUUAGCGCUUGUCGCAGAGGCGGCUGAGGUCGCUUCUUUGAUUGCCGAGUACGCACAAGGGAGGCGCGAUGCCGUGGCCUGUGGCACACUUGCCAUCCUUUUCCCACAUCUGCCCAACCCUAACUUGACCCUGCGAGUCGCUGUGUAUAGUGCUGCUGCCCAAAUCACUGUGCUGGAGGCGGCGAAGAUACAGGCCACAGAAGUGGGCUACCCGGAGCAGCUUGUUCGCGAGAUGGCCAGCGAAGAUGAGCGCGACGUCCUCACCCACAUGCUGCGGCUCAUUUACAACUUGGCAGAGUGGCCAACCGCGCGCCUCACGUUGCGGGCAUGUCUGCCACGCAUUUCGGAGUUGAUGCGAAUCGUCGAGGACGACGACGCCGUCGUCUUCGCCUUGUCCCAGGCAGAGAAGAUCCUCAAGAAGAAAGUGCUUCCGGUGUGA
Messenger RNA from Leishmania braziliensis MHOM/BR/75/M2904, 1209 nucleotides. RefSeq lists its product as hypothetical. The record is from RefSeq and is a predicted model, not a curated record. Lineage: Eukaryota; Euglenozoa; Kinetoplastea; Trypanosomatida; Trypanosomatidae. The transcript has a single exon. Bases 1 to 1209 code for a protein of 402 amino acids.